Messenger RNA from Paramecium octaurelia, 1922 nucleotides. The record is from the annotation of a GenBank genome assembly. NCBI's taxonomy places the organism in Eukaryota, Ciliophora, Oligohymenophorea, Peniculida, Parameciidae.
UAAUUUGAUAGAGUACUUGAGAUAAGUCCAUAUAAUAUAAAUGUUAUGUUUGAAAAAGGCAUAUUAUUAUAUUAAUAUGUAAAUAGGAGAGUGUUUAAUGAAAUAGAAUUAAGAAUAUGAAGCAUAUCUCAAAUAUAAAGAAAUAAUUGUCUUCGAUUCAAAACAUUAGAAAGCUUUAUGCAGAAUAGGUUAAUUUCAACUUAAUGUUAAGGUAAUUACUUAUUUAAGUGCAAUAAAUAUAAUGAAGCAUAAGAGUAUUUUUCUAAAUGUCUAUGCAUCGACUAAAAUAAUUAUGAAGCUCUGUUAGGCUAUGGUAAAGUUGAUUAAUAUUUAAAGCUGACACUUUAAGAUUAUAGAAUUAAUUAAUAUUGGCAAAUUAUAAUUAUGAAAAAGCGAUUAAUAUCAAUAAUUAGGAUUAUCAAGUGUUUUAUGGAAGAGGUAUACAGAAAAAUCUUAUGUUAAAAAGGGGAAUGCUUAAAGAGUUUGAAUGAUUUCGAGAAUUCCUCAAAAAUGUUUAAAAAAGCAUUAAUGCUAAACUAAAACCAUUUUGAGUCAUUAUUCAGUUUAGGUGAUAAUAAUGUGUUAUUUUAGCGGAUUACUUAAGAUAAGUAGAUAAGUAUAUUGAAGCUAUAGGAUAUUUCGAUCAGGCUUUGCAACUUAAACCUCAGAAUCCAGAAUUAUGGGAAGGAAAAGGUGAUUAAAAUAUGUAUAAAAUUAGCCUUUUGCUUAAUGGAGUUAAACGAUAAUGAAGAAGCAGUAAAUUGCUAUGAAAAAGCACUGAAAUACGAUCCUACUUCUUACGAGGCUUUGAAAGGAAUGGGUUUAUGAAAUCAAUUAAUUUAAUAGGUUUCAGCUUACGAAAGUUAUAUAAAUGUGACGAAUCAAUAGUUUUUUUUGAAAAAGCCCUCGAAAUUAAACCAAAUAAUGUAUAUUCAUUAAAAGGAAAAGGUCUUUAACCUCUAUAUUAAUAGCUGAGUGCUUAAGAUUAUUGGGAAAAUGGGAAGAGGCCUUAAAGUAUUAUUAAUUGGUUUUAUCUGUUCAUCCUGGCCAACACAGGGCUAUGUUUUUCAAAUGUAUAAUUAAAUUUAGAGGUCAUUUUAGCCUAAAUGGAAUCAACAGUGACAACCUUAAGAUAGCAUGAAUAAGUGAUUUUCAUUAAUCCUUAAAAUAUAAAUUCAAUUUUUGGAAAAGGUUGCUCUUUCUAUUAUUAUUAUUUAGCCGAGUGUCUAAGGAUGCUCAAUGAUUUUGAUGGAGCAAUGUAAUUUUAUGUAAAAGUCUUAUAAAUUGAUCCUAAUCAUAUUAAUUCCUUGAUAGGAUAUGGUAAACAUAAUUGAAAUUUUAGGCUUUUGCUUAGGAUACCAAAAUAAAUUUAAAUAGGCUUUAGAAUAAUAUGAUAAAGCCUUAACUGUGAAUUAAUACUCAACAGAUGCAAUGUGGGGGAAAGGUUAAAUUUCUAAAUAUCUUAGGGGAAUGUUUAAGAAUGUUGAUGGAUUUUAAUAAUGCUUUAGUUUAUUAUGAAAAAGUCUUAAUAUUUGAUCCUAGCCAUUACGUUACAUUAAGUGGAAAAGGUAAGAUAAUGUGUAAAAUUUAGGUGAUUGCUUAAGGAUGCUUGGUCUGUAUCAAUAAGCUAUAGAUGUAUAUAACUAGGCACUCUUCAUAUAAAGUAACUAACCAAGUUUACUAUAUGGAAAAGGUAUAAAUAAUUAUUAAUUCAGCUGUUUGCUUAAUAUCUCAAAAUCAUUUUGAUGCUGCCUCUGAACUGUUAAGAUAGGCAAAAAAAGUUGCACCUCCAAAUUUUUAUGUAGAUAAAGCUAUUUGUAUUAUUAACUUUAAAUCAUUUAGAAUUUUGUGAAUUUAAAAAACAAAUCUUAGAAAUAUGUUUAGAAGUCAUCAUAAAUGAGGAUUCAACAAAGAUUGGUUGA